AUGAAAAACACUGUACUUAGACAGAGGAAUGUUGCGAAUGACAUAAAAGAAUCAGUUGCUGCAUUAGAUGAGCUUUUCGACGACAUAAGUUAUUACCGGCUAUGUUGGCUAAAAGCUGAAGCAGAGAAAAUAUGUAGUGUACACCAAUCAAGACUACAAAAAAAUAGCAGUAUAGUAGACACUCCGACCGCACAACGGCAAAAGCGAGCCGCGACUAGCCCAGUGGUGAGGGCAAUAAACGCCCAAGAAAACAAUAAAAAGUCGGACAAUGUAGAAAUUCCGCCAAAGAAGGGAGCGGAAGGAAAAAAUUCAAGGAUUAAGCGCAGAGAGCCUAAAGAUAAACCUGAAGUGGUACUCAUAAAGCCAGUAGAAGGCAGAAGAUACGCAGAUAUUCUUAAGUCGUUAAAGAACAACGUAAAAUUAGAGAAAACGGAAAUUGCGAUCCACUCCAUUCGCAAGACUACUGCUCUGGCAGUGUUGCUUGAAGUCGCAAAAAGCGGAAAGAAAGCGGAGUUUUGCGAAUCCAUAAAAGAAACACUGAAAGAAAUAGCGACGGUAAAAGAUCUAAGACCGCAAGCAACGAUUGAGAUCCGCGACUUGGAUUGUCUAACCGAUAAAGAAGAGGUCAUCACCGCUAUACGUUCAGCAACCCAAAAUCCAACAGCUGAGAUGAAGGUACACGUCACUAAAGGGAAUAGUAGAGAACAAUGCCGCGCUUUCGUGAAAAUGGCAAUUACUGACGUAAAGAGCAUAUUGGUAAAAUCCCGCAUAAAAAUAGGCUGGACAAUUUGUCGCGUAAAGUUACGAGCCGACGUGAAACGAUGUUUCAAAUGUUUUGGGGUUGGCCACGUACAGGCAAAUUGCACUGGUCCGGACAGAAAAGGACAAGGAUUGUGCAUACGUUGCGGGGAGAAAGGGCAUGAGUUCAAAGAAUGCACAAAACCACCGAAAUGCUGUCUAUGCCUAAAUGAAAGGCUCACAGCAAUAAAUCACAUUCCUGGAUCAACUACAUGCUCGGCACACAAGAAAAUAGGAUAUUAA
Molecule: messenger RNA, 1041 nt
Organism: Teleopsis dalmanni
Lineage: Eukaryota; Metazoa; Arthropoda; Insecta; Diptera; Diopsidae
Exons: 2
Coding region: 1-1041 (346 amino acids)
Molecular function (GO): nucleic acid binding; zinc ion binding
Source: RefSeq, a predicted model, not a curated record